Aureobasidium musti is the source of this 519-nucleotide messenger RNA. Lineage: Eukaryota; Fungi; Ascomycota; Dothideomycetes; Dothideales; Saccotheciaceae. The record is from the annotation of a GenBank genome assembly.
AUGCAAUUGCUCGAUUCAUCCAUCGGCAUUCUCGAUUCUGGCACUAGUGACUUUCCACGUUUGGCCAAGGUCCUGCAGGCCACUAGGGUAGGAUUAUCCUUUCUCCCCUUCACUCUACGAACAAAUCUGACAAUGACACUGUAUAGCNAUUUCGAACUUGUCUCCGAGCCUGAACUACAGAACGCCCAAUCUGCCCUUCUCUCUGAAAUCCAGCCCGAGGUCGAAUCCUUGCUCGAUCGUGUUGCUGCCUACCUCGACAAGCUACAGCGUCGCGAGGAGUCUUUAAUUGCAAAGUGCGAGUUACAAGAGGGUCGAUUGUCUUCGCGUCACCCUCAGCAACAAUACCACCCGAGACCCUCCGCGAGCUCAUCAUCACAUGCUGCCGCCAAUCCGCUGGAAGAGCUCAAGAUGCAGCAGCUUAGGCAGAAGAAAGAUCGUCUCAGCUAUGCUGUCGGCAGACUCGAGUUGCAAGCAAACCAAAGAGAGAGACAGUUGAGAAAGAGCAUGGCUGGCUUUUGA